Insectozyma verbasci is the source of this 1899-nucleotide messenger RNA. Lineage: Eukaryota; Fungi; Ascomycota; Pichiomycetes; Serinales; Debaryomycetaceae. The record is from the annotation of a GenBank genome assembly.
AUGAUGAUUAGAAUAUUAAGGGGUGGACUAAAGAAACCAGUAAAACUACAGUGUAUCAGAUUCAAUUCCAAGUCAAAUAAGUAUUCAGAUAUUGAGAAAUUUAAUAAUAGUAAAACAAAAUAUAAUUUUGGUUAUAAUUUUGACUCAAUAAAUGAUUUAGAUUCAAAGAUAAAUCCCGAAAAGAUUAAACAAAAAACAGCAGAAAGAGACAUUGUAAAUAUAAAUGAAAUUUUAGAAUCUGAUCCAAGUUUAAAAGCUUUUGAGUAUGGUAGUCCAGAAUAUAAAGAACAAAUGCAUAAAUUACAUCAACAAUUUCUUAUAAAUGCACACAAAGAGCAAAAAAGAGAACAGAUCAGAGAGGGGUUUAAAGGGUUGUUCAUUGCCAUCGCUACUAUUAUUGGAUUAAUUUCUGCUCAUCAAAUAUUUAUGAAUUAUGGAUCAAUUAAAAAUCGAAUUUUACAAGAUUUCAAUUAUGCAGAUUUUAAAGAUACGACUAAAGAACUUAAAAAUACAAAAUCAAAAGCAUAUAAACUCGAACAAUUGAGUGCUGAAUUAAAUGAUGACAAUUUGGCGAAUCUACAAAACUCAAAGGAAGUCUCUGGGUUGUAUUAUUUUGGAGGAGAUGAGUCCAAAUUACCGCUUCGUAUUCCAUUCUUCAAUAAUAUGGUAUUUAAAGAUGUUUAUGUUGAAAAGGAUAUGAUUAUUGCAAUUACGGAUAAAGGAAAAAUAUAUAAUUGGAAGAAAUCAAGUAAGGAAGAUCCAAAAUUGGUUGAAAUUCCAUAUAACGUUGAUAAAAUAGUACCUACUGAGCAUUAUUUUUACUUUUUGACUAAUAAAGGAGAAGUAAUAUAUUCUAAAAGAGAUGGAUUUAGUGAAGAUAAAACUAGAGAUUGGUUAGGUUUAUUUAAGAUUCAAAAAUUUAACAAAAUUGAAAAUUUAAAAAAUGUUAAACAAAUUACUAGUGGUAGAUCACAUGUAUUAUUAUUGACAAAGGAUGGUAAGGUCUUGAUAUUGAAUACUGAUAAGAAUGCAGUUAAUAGAGGUCAGUAUGGCCCCUCAUAUUCUCCAUUUGAUAACAAAAUAGUCCCAGUUAAUCAACCUAUAGACAUCACAUUAUUAAAUAACGAGAUUACAACAGUUAACGGUGAGAAAAUAAUCAAACCUAGAACAUUCAGUCAUGUUGCAAGUGGUAGUUAUUUUAAUAUUGUAUCUGAUUCAACUGGAAAUGUCUGGAUAUGGGGUGAUAAUUCAUAUGGACAAUGUGGCGAGAUAAAUACUGUUGAUUUGAAACCAAUACCUAGACCAAUAUUCAACAGUUCUGACUUGUCAAGAAUUUGCAGAAAUGUAAUUAAGAAUCCAAAAUCAAUUGAGAUUAAGAAAGUUUUAGCAGGUCAUGAUUCAUCUUAUUUAUUAAUUAAUUUAGAUCACUCUCAAGAUGUUAUAUUAUCAUUUGGUAAUGGUAUUGACGGCCAAUUGGGCGGUGGUAAAUAUAAACAAAUAUCAUCGUGGCCUGAGAUUGUUAAAUCAUUAACUAAUUUGCAAGAGUUUAAUGAAGCUGAAAACAGAGUUACUAAUAUAGGUAUUAGUGAUAUUUCCAUUGGUAAGAAUCAUUUAUUUAUUACAUUGGAUAAUGCAGGUGAGUUUAAAGAUGUUUAUGCUUGUGGUGCUAAUGAAAAUGGACAAUUAGGAAAUGGUAAAAAGAUUAAAUCUAGCAAACCCAUUAAAUUACCAAAAUUAAUUGAGCCUGACCAAACUAACAAAUCAAAAAUAAUUAAUGAUUUAAAUGAUACUAAUAGUAAGAGAUUGACUUUGCUACAUGACUAUAAGAUGAAGAAGGGUAAUGUAACUCAAAAGAUCGUCGCUGGUAAUGAUGCUUCCGUUAUUUAUUAUUGUAAAUAA